This is a messenger RNA of Octodon degus (degu), 399 nucleotides long. Its product is annotated as 40S ribosomal protein S17-like. The coding region runs from base 1 to 399 and encodes 132 amino acids. The record is from RefSeq and is a predicted model, not a curated record. Gene Ontology annotation, cellular component: ribosome. The transcript is spliced from 2 exons. Gene Ontology annotation, molecular function: structural constituent of ribosome. Lineage: Eukaryota; Metazoa; Chordata; Mammalia; Rodentia; Octodontidae. Gene Ontology annotation, biological process: translation.
AUGGGCCACAUUUGUACCAAGACAGUAAAGAAGGCAGCCUGCGUCAUCAUUGAGAAGUACUAUACGCGCCUGGGAAACGAUUUCCACGCCAACAAGCGCGUGUGUGAGGAAAUCGCCAUCAUCGCCAGCAAGAAGCUCCACAACAAGAUAGCAGGCUGUGUCACACAUCGGAUGAAGCGGAUACACAGGGACCCUGUGCAGGGUAUUGCCAUCAUGUUGCAGGAGGAGGAGAGAGAAAGGAGAGAUAAUUACAUCUCAGCCUUGGACCAGGAAAUCACUGAAGUAGAUCCUGACACUAAAGAAAUGCUGACGCUUUUGGACUUCGGCUGCCUCUCCAACCUGCAGGUCACACAGCCUACCAUCGGGAUGAAUUUCAAAACACCAUGUGGAGCUGUUUGA